This is a messenger RNA of Eurytemora carolleeae, 1166 nucleotides long. RefSeq lists its product as uncharacterized. The record is from RefSeq and is a predicted model, not a curated record. NCBI's taxonomy places the organism in Eukaryota, Metazoa, Arthropoda, Copepoda, Calanoida, Temoridae. Bases 32 to 1066 code for a protein of 344 amino acids. The transcript has 13 exons.
UGUUGAAUUGCAGUAUUAUCUAACCCACCUAAUGAUGUACAAGUUCUUGUUUCUCCUCCUCGUUUUAUGUACAGGGGGGAAAGCAGUACAUUUGUACACAGAGAAAACAUUUAUUCACCAAUACUAUGGGGUAUCUGUCGCUUUGUUAGAUGAGAGAAAAGAAGAUCCGAAACUUAAGGAAGACGACCUCUGCUUUUCUUCAAAAUUUCAGGUUCUUGAAACUCCUGGCUGUAUCUCAUCCAUGUUCCUGGAAAACUUGACAACACAUCACACGAUAUUCAACUCUUCAAAAAAUACGGAGAAGGAUUGUGCCGAUUACUGUGCAGAGAAACCGGAAGUGUUUAACCUUGUAGCUAUAGCUAGAUUUCAAUCCGGGGUGCAUUGUCAAUGCUUGGAACCGACAAAGGUUUCUUUGGAUGAAAUAGGUCCUCUUGUAUACUGUGAAGAAACGAAUAAAGAUGAAUCCAGGGGUGUAAACAAUGAAUCAGAGGUUUACUACAGUCUCUACUGCUUAUCUAAUACUGUACUGUCAGGGAUAAACAUUCACUAUCUGCAGUACAGUACAGGACAAUCAAUUACAAGCAAGGCUAAACCAAACACCCAGCAGAUGUUCUUGAUGAUACACCAAGAACUGGAGACCUUGAUUGUAGCUUCUGAAGUAAUUUCUGCUUUACUAGCGGUCAUCCUAAUCUUUAUAAUUCUAGCAACAACAUACAACUAUUAUUGGAAGAAGGAAUUGAAUAUAGUUAGCCGGGACGAAGUAAAAACUAUCUCCGGGUCCCAGCCCCAGUAUGGAACCCAAGGAACUGGAUCAGUACCUGAAACACAAUUACAGCUUGCUAUCCAUAACAGAGCCUUCCAACAUGAUUUAGAAUCUCCGCAGGAUGAGCUAAGAGCUGGGAAUUCUACCUUCUACAACCAUUUAGAAAAUGAAAUAACAAAUCCUUCACUGGAAACCAUCACUAGAGAAGGGAGGUCUCAAUUCUACCGCCAAAAAUCUCUUCAGGAUGAGUUGAUGUCUGCAGAAAACGAUGGGAACGGAAAAAUUAGUCUGGAUGAAGAUUAAGUGCUGAUGAAUUAAUAGGAUAUGUCUGGAAGAACAUUCUUCAUUAACCCUAAAAGGCUGGGGGGGGGGGCGUUUGACGCUCCACCCCUCGAGUUUUUUU